Messenger RNA from Microtus oregoni (creeping vole), 3912 nucleotides. It is a transcript of the gene Srek1, whose product is annotated as splicing regulatory glutamic acid and lysine rich protein 1. Bases 116 to 1948 code for a protein of 610 amino acids. The transcript is spliced from 12 exons. The record is from RefSeq and is a predicted model, not a curated record. Gene Ontology annotation, molecular function: RNA binding. NCBI's taxonomy places the organism in Eukaryota, Metazoa, Chordata, Mammalia, Rodentia, Cricetidae. Gene Ontology annotation, cellular component: nucleoplasm.
GCCGCGAAUUAGCCCGCGGGAGCGCGCUCGCGGCCGCGCGUCUGCGCUUCCCAAGCUCCGUCGCUGACGCGUCGUGGACGUUGGGGAGCGGGAAGGCAGCGGCAGCGGGGCCGGGAUGAACAGCGGCGGCGGCUUCGGUUUGGGCUUAGGCUUCGGCCUCUUCCCUACGGCGGUGAUUCAGGUGACGAACCUCUCGUCGGCGGUGACCAGCGAGCAGAUGAGGACGCUCUUUUCCUUCCUAGGCGAUAUCGAGGAGCUGCGGCUCUACCCCCCAGACAACACACCUCUUGCUUUUUCCUCCAAAGUAUGUUAUAUUAAGUUUCGUGACCCAUCAAGUGUUGGUGUGGCCCAGCAUCUAACUAACACGGUUUUUAUUGACAGAGCUCUGAUAGUAGUUCCUUGUGCCGAAGGUAAAAUCCCAGAGGAAGCCAAAGCCCUUUCUUUACUGGCUCCUGCUCCAACCAUGACAAGCCUGGUGCCUGGUGCAGGAUUGCUUCCCAUCCCGACCUCCAGCCCUCUGACGGCAGUGAGUAGUCUUGGUGUUUCACUUAGCAGUUUGGGAGCCAUACCGGCAGCAGCACUGGACCCCAAUAUUACAACACUUGGAGAGAUCCCACAGCCACCACUUAUGGGAAAUGUGGAUCCUUCCAAAAUUGAUGAAAUUAGGAGAACAGUCUAUGUUGGAAAUUUGAAUUCGCAGACAACAACAGCUGAUCAACUACUUGAAUUUUUUAAACAAGUUGGAGAAGUGAAGUUUGUUCGGAUGGCAGGUGAUGAGACUCAGCCAACUCGGUUUGCUUUUGUGGAAUUUGCAGACCAAAAUUCUGUACCAAGGGCCCUUGCUUUUAAUGGAGUUAUGUUUGGAGACAGGCCACUGAAAAUAAAUCACUCCAACAAUGCAAUAGUAAAACCUCCUGAGAUGACACCUCAGGCUGCAGCUAAGGAGUUAGAAGAAGUAAUGAAGCGAGUACGGGAAGCUCAGUCAUUUAUCUCAGCAGCUAUUGAACCAGAGUCUGGAAAGAGCAAUGAAAGGAAAGGCGGUCGAUCUCGCUCCCACACUCGCUCAAAGUCCAGGUCUAGCUCAAAAUCCCAUUCUAGAAGGAAGAGAUCACAGUCAAAGCACAGAAGUAGAUCUCAUAACAGGUCACGUUCAAGACAGAAAGAUAGACGUAGAUCCAAGAGUCCACAUAAAAAGCGCUCGAAGUCUAGGGAGAGGCGGAAGUCAAGGAGUCGUUCACGUUCACGGGACAAGAGAAAAGAUACCCGAGAAAAGGUGAAGGAAAAAGACAGAGUGAAGGAGAGAGAGAAGGAAAAGGAGAAAGAGAAAGAGAGAGAAAGGGAAAAGGAUCGUGAAAAAGACAAGGAACGGGGUAAAAACAAAGAUAAAGACCGAGAGAAGGAAAAGGACCAGGAAAAGGAGCGGGACAAGGACAAGGAACAAGACAGAGACAAGGAGCGGGAAAAAGACAAAUCCAAAGAGGCGGAUGAGAAACGGAAGAAGGAGAAGAAGUCCAGAACUCCACCCAGAAGUUACAAUGCAUCAAGAAGAUCUCGUAGUACCAGCAGGGAAAGGCGGCGACGGAGGAGCAGGAGUUCUUCCAGAUCUCCAAGAACAUCAAAGACCAUAAAGAGAAAGUCUUCUAGGUCUCCGUCUCCCAGGGGCCGAAAUAAGAAAGAUAAAAAGAGAGAAAAAGAACGGGACCACAUCAGUGACAGGAGAGAAAGAGAGCGUUCCACGUCUACAAAAAAGAGUUCUAAUGACCGAGAUGGGAAGGAGAAGGUGGAGAAGACCAACACACCGGUUAAGAAGGAACACAGUAAAGAGACAGAUUCAAGUGUGAGCAAAGAUGCUGACGAGAAGGACUCCCCAAGGACUGAGGAAGAAAACAAAGUGCAGCAGAAUGGGAAUUGCCAACCAAAUGAAGAGAACAAAACCGACGUGGCAUAGGACCGCCCGCUGCAACUCUCCCUCCACGGUGGGAUCAAAACCCAAAGCGUUCAGUUUGCAGCAAGGUGUACAUGGGGAAGAAACCCACAUAUGGGAACUAGCAGCUCUUCCGGCUAUGAGGUGACAUUGUGGACAUCAUGGAAAUAAUCAGAUGUUACCCAAGUGCACCAUCUUCUGAAGUCUGCAUUUCCUUGGUGGCUGGCACACUUGUCAUGUGGUUCAUUAGUGUUUGCCAAGAAGCAUUGCAAAUCAAUUGAACAUCAGAGGUCCAGAGUUGAACUAUCCCUUAAGACUGGAGAUGAACAUUGGAGGCUCCUAAAGAAAAUGCUAGUUAUUGAAUUUUGUAUUGUUUUACUUUUUUAAAAAAAUUUUCAAUAUAUACAGUUUGAUGAUGUGCUUGAAAUUUGUGCAAAUAUAUAUACACACUCUUGUAAGUAAAGUGCAAAAUAUGUAAGGAAUUUUAACAUUUACUUCACAGGACUUAACAGUGAUUGUGGUAAAUUCUCACUAUUGUGUUUUCUUUUGCUCAAUGUUUUGGACGUCAAUUUUUCUUUAAAACAGUUUUACAGAUUAAAAUUGCUUAAAUAAGUGGAUUAAAAACCAACUGACAAUGCAUGCUACUGUUUGAGAAGAAGAGCAGCUGUCGAAUACUAAUAACAACGUGUUAGUAUUCAGUGUUUAGAACCAUUGGGUCUGCCACAAAAUGAGCAUUUCUUCUUGAACUUUCUUUACAUUUCCAAGCUCAUGAAUAAUACUGCAGUGUGACUUGUCAACUGUAGGCGGCAAGAUGCCCUUAUAAAAAGGAGACUGAGUUUUCAAAAUGGGCUAUGGGAGCACAAGCUGAAGCUCUAGUGCCUUCUGCAAUGUGUGGUGUACUGCUUUCUGGGAUUUUAUAUGUGCUAGUCAUGCUCAAUUCGUAUGGAGUCUAGAUGGCUAUAUUCUGUUCACAACCAUUGGGAAGUGUGCGAGGGCUGUGUCAGAAGCUUUUUCAUUCAGUUAAGAGAAGAAAGUCCUGUUUAUAAGACUUGUGAAGUUUCAAACAACAGCGUAGUUUUGGGACCACCAGUUUUCUACUGUGAUGAUUGAAAAGGAAAUACUUCAAAUCAGAGGAAACUUAUUAUUUGACUUAAUUGGAUGGCCUUAAUAUUACCUCGCAAUCAUUUCUUCUAAUGAUACAGAAAUUAUACUUAAAGGAAGGACUAGGAGCAUACAGAGGUGGUUUUUGUUCAAUGAUAUGCUUAUGCAAGUUUAAGAUACACGGUCAUCCACCAAUCUUAGACUCAACUUUUCAUAGACGGUAUGGUAUGCAAGUAGUAAAAUGAAUACUGCUCAUGUUUUCUGCAAAACUAUAAAUUCUAGUUAAUGCACUAUUCAUUGUUACAUUUUCAAAAAAAAAACCAGAAACACUUCAUUCAUAAAUCUUACUUUAAAAUCAAUUUUAAUUUUAUUUAAUACAACCUAAACAAUCAAAUUACUCAGUUGCCUUACCUCAUGGGAAGGGUUACUGUCACAGAUUUAAAAAGUCAAGUAGCACUUUAGUUGCUUGGUUCCAACUUGAGUCUUGUUUUCAUAUUAAUACUGUUGAAACUAUAAUUAGAAGAAUAGAAAAGCCCUUUCUGCAAGUCAUAAAGCCUGGUUCGAUUAUGAAGCUGCUUAAUCAUCUUCAGGUGUUCAGAUUACUGUGUGUAUGUGUGUGUUUUCUUUUCUGUCACUGUGUACAUUAAACUUUUGGAAAAUGCUUUACUAUGUAAAGUAUAAAUGGCCAUUUUAAUCGUUUAGCCACAUACAGUUGGCUAGUAACAGCUUAUUCUGAUAGAGAAAUGCUUGGGUGCCUGUGGAAAGAUUGUGAAGGAGUGUGUCUCACUUCAACCGCUGUCUUAUUUAUGAUAUGUAAGUAGACUAGAGCAAAUGUUUGAAUCUUUGCUAUUUUUAGGACCAUUUCUCUAAUAAAGUUCAGUAUUUUA